GCUUCACUUCCAGAUAUUUUCACAGCUGGUCACAGGAGUGACUCUUGGGUGGGCACUUCCUGGCAGUGAGUGACUGGCUGGGUGAAGGGUCUGAAGGAAAGCGAGAGAGCCAAGUGCAGGCCUGGGGGGGCUCCUCCCUGCUUUGGUGCCAGUUCAGAGAAGGGCUUAAAAAACUAAGGCACCAAACCCUCUUCCUGCGGGGAUGAGCCCCCAUGCCCCUUGCCAGGAGGCAGGGAGACCUAAAGGUAGCCGUUGCGUCACAAUUGCGGCUUUUAAGCUAAUGGAAAUGCUUGCCCUUGGUUUAGCCCUGUCUACACUAGGAGUACGGUCUCCGAAAGCUCUGGCUGAGCCAGCGGUAGCCAUGGUGGUGGAGAGUAGGAGAGGGCUUCUGUCUCAUUUAACGCAAGCCCGUGCAAAGCUGUUAGUGUUGCAAUUCAAAGCUCAGUCCUGCAGUGGACAAGUUCAUGGGCAUGUCUUUGAAUAUACUCGGGCAUUUCACAGUAAGCUGGAGCUAUGCAGCCAAAUAAAGAGGAAUAGAAGAUGCUGUCUGUAUAUGAUGGUGUAGUCUUCCUUAUAAGGUUGGUUCAUGCUGUAAUGCAAGGACAGAUCCCACCUUCCCAAGACACGUAGAUGACAGGGGAUGGAUCACGUGAUGAUUCCCUGUUCUGUUCAUUCCCUCUGAAGCACCUGGCAUUGGCCACAGUCAGAAGACAGGACACUAGGCUAGAUGGACCUUUGGUCUGGCCCUGUAUGGCCGUUCUUAUGUUCUACAAGGUAGUUUGCUGAGCAUAACUAAUUACGAUUUAGGAUUAGUUUGGCAUGAGGAACUGAUGGGUAGGUGACAGGAAGCCACAAAUUAAACAAAAGAAAAAAGAAAAAAAGAGAGGAGUACUUGUGGCACCUUGGAGACUAGUCAUAAGAGAGUUGACUGAUAGGAAGUUUGAAACCACAAGUAAAGGGUUCAGAGUAGCAGCCAUGUUAGUUUGUAUCCGCAAAAAGAACAGGAGAGCUGUAGCUCACGAAAGCUCAUGCUCAAAUAAAUGUGUUAGUCUCUAAGGUGCCACAAGUCCUCCUAUUCUUUUUGUGGCACCUUAGAGACUAACACAUUUAUUUGAGCAUAAGCUUUCAUGGACUAGAGCCCACUUCAUCGGAUGCAUAGAAUGGAACAUACAGUAAGAAGAUUAUACACAUACAGAGAACAGGAAAAGGUGGAGUAAGAGGCUAAUUAGUUAAGAUGAGCUAUUAUCAGCAGGAGGAAAAAAACCCCUUUUGUCGUGAUCAUCAGGAUGGCCCAUUCAGACAGUUGACCAGAAGGUGGGAGGAUACUUAACAUGGGGAAAUAGAUUCAAUAUGUGGAAUGACCCAGCCACUCCCAGUCUCUCUUCAAACCCAAGUUAAUGGGAUCUCGUUUGCAGAUUAAUUCAAGCUCAGCAGUUUCUCCUUGGAGUCUGGUUUUGAAGCUUUUCUGUUGCAAAAUUGCCACCUUUAAAUCUGUUACUGAGUGGCCAGAGGGGUUGAAGUGUUUUCCUACCGGUUUUUGAAUGUUAUGAUUCCUGAUGUCCGAUUUGUGUCCAUUGAUUCUUUUGCAUAGAGACUGUCCAGUUUGACCAAUGUACAUGGCAGAGGGGCAUUGCUGGCACAUGAUGGCAUAUACCACAUUGGUAGAUGUGCAGGUGAAUGAGCCUCUGAUCGUGUGGCUGAUAUGAUUAGGCCCUGUGAUGGUGUCCCCUGAAUAGAUAUGUGGGCACAGUUGGCAACGGGCUUUGUGGCAAGGAUAGGUUCCUGGGUUAGUGGUUCUGUUGUGUGGUGUGUGGUUGCUGGAGAGUAUUUGCUUCAGGUUGGGGGGCUGUCUGUAGGUGAGGACUGGCCUGUCUCCCAAGAUCUGUGAGUGGGAGGGAUCAUUUUUCAGGAUAGGUUGUGAUCCUUGAUGAUGCGCUGGAGAGGUUUCAGUUGGGGGCUGAAGGUGAGGGCUAGUCACUAUUGGCAGUUGAGGAUGAGUCUAAGGAAUACGUAUAACCAAACGUACAGGUGUCAACAGCGGGGAUACUAUAGAAAUAUCAUGGCAACUAAUUGACAAAAGGUAAUGAGGUAAAUAGGUAACCAAUUAACAGUGUGGUGACCCCCCCAGAGAUAUGAGUGUGGAAGCUUAGAUAAGGAAAAGGGGCCAAGACACAUGAAUAUGCCUAGCCAGGAAAAGUGUGAUCAACCUACUGACAACCACCUAGGAACUGUCUGGGAUGGGGAAUACUGUAAGUAACGCAAGUGCUGGUCACGUCUCAUUAUUUCUCUGUGCCCUGCUGGGAGGGGGGUGGGCGUUUGCCUGGCUGGCUAAUAAAAAUAUUGGUUAAAGAAAGGGCAGGGUGGUGUCCUGCUAGCCUCUCUCCUGGAGCUGAUCUGGCGGCUGACCCUACCCAGACCACUGCAGUGUAGACCCCCGCCCUGGGGUGGGCCAAGAGUAACUUAAACCCACACGAAGGGCUACAAUGCAGUCUAGUUAGGAUUGCUGUAGGAACCCGAACACUUGUGUUUCCCCACUCAGAUCUAAUGUUGCAAUAACAUAGUUCUUAGCUUUUCUCUCCCAGAAAUUGAAAUCAGUCUCUCAAAAGUGCCCAGUUAGGGCCCUGUCUAACCCGAGGGGGAAAGGCGGCGGUGGUGGGGAAGGCAGGUACAAGUGUAGCAUCCCAAACUUUUGCUAAACUAAACCUACAAAGGAAAAAUACUAUGGGAGAAAGCCGGGCCCCAGUGAGUUUUGCCCUGGGACUGCUGUAGGCCAGUAUUUCACCCCGGGCCGUGUGCUUUGUGUCUUGGUGAUGGAGAGAAGCUGGAAAGGUGUGUACGUUUUUUUGCCCCUGUUCUGUUUUUCGUACCUGGGCGCUUGUCUGCGGAAGUGGCUCCACCUCUCCUGGCCCAGUUCAAGCAGCCCAGCCCCCUAGCUCUGAGGCAGUCCUGCCAGUAUAAAAGGGCUUUUACCGGUGUACUUAGUCCCAGGUGGGAAAGGGAAGAAGCCACACUAGUGUAAGGACCUUUCCUCCCAGUAUCGUUACAGCAGUGCAAGGCAUUGGUGUAACGAUACCCAUAGGUGAGCGCGUCCCUAACCAACGUAGCACAAACGGAGUGGAAAGAGCAGGAGUCGAUCUGCAGAGAGGAACUCCGGGGGGUGACCAGAGGGGCUGGAGCUGCUGAACCCUUCCCAAGGGCUCUCUUCCUCUGCAGCAUGUGACUACAUGGGUGUUAACAGCCUGAAUCCCACCCCCCUUCCCCUACUUGACUGGGAUUCACAGGUGGGUCGGUGUCCUGUAACCCCUCGCCCGUAAAAACAGGGCAGGCUGGUCUAAUGUUAAAAUCACGCCCAGGACCAAAACAAGUCCUGCCGAGGGGGAGGAUGGCCUUGGUGGGUAGGGCCUGGGCUGCAGGGCAGCGGUUUCUCUGGCACAGCGAUGUCUGCUAGGAAUGUGGGGGGAGGCGGGAGAGAGAAACGCUGGAGCUGUGCCGGCAAAGCCCAGGCUCGACGCAGUUAUGGGCCUGUUGGCAGCAUAGCCCGUUCCAGUCAGGGAGUUCCCAGCAUGUCCACAGACUCCCCUGGGACCUUGGCCCUCCCUCAGCUCUCAUCUGCAGAGCAGUCCCUCACGCUCUCCCUUUGCUCAGAACGGGAGUUCCGGGGGGCCAGGCCUGCCUCUUUGUACAGCACCUGGCACACUGGAGCCCGGAUUUCUCUCUGGCAUUGCUGUAUAAACCAGAGACUCCAGCUGGGCCUUUGCUCCAGGCUAAAGGAGCCAGAAGGGGUGUAGCCCCACUCCUCUGCCCCCUGCCCGCUUCACGGCUCUCCCUGGAACAGCUGCAAGGCCGAAGCGGAGCUGAAAAGCUCCUUCUUUCCCAUCAGCCUUCCAGGGGCCGGCCCGGGUCGGCGCCGGGCAGGGUCUGCGUGGUUCAAUAUCUGCACGUCCGGCCCAGUGCUCCAUGGUGCAGAGGUGGGAACGCUGGGCCAUGGCAAGCUUUGAGGUGGCUGCUGCCAACACCCGACCCCGGGCCAGAGGGUGUCUAAGGGGCUGGGCUUUAAUGGGCCGUCCCGGAAUGGGUGGAGGAGCCAGUGGAAAACAAGCAGGGCAGCUGGGUAAUUAAAGGCCCCAUUCACCCUGGCUCUGCGCCUUGUUCAUCCUUUGCCCCAGUGCCAGGGGGUGUCCCACGCUACGCGGCGUGUCUCAGCGCAGGGCACAAAGCAGAGUCCGACUCCGAAUCCACUGCCUGGGUUCCCCUGGUCUCCAGGCGGAGAGGGUCCGUCCGGCCUCGCUGGGUCAGUGCCCAGGGCCUGGAGUCCCGCGAGAACUUGCUUUGUGUGGCUCUGUUAGUGUUCAGCUUGGAUUAACGAACCGGCGACAAAGCUAGACCAGCACAGAGCAGCUCGAAGCCGCUCUGAACCGAUGGGCUGACUUCUUUCCUCAUGCCCCAGUUUUUACAACGUUCACGAGGGAACCUACGAUUUCCGUACCUGUUCUUGCCAGUUUCUUCUCUUGUUUUGAAUGACGUUUUCCACGAGUCUGCCAAACGUAGAGGCGUCGUGUGCUCGCUCUCCCUUGGUACCGGGAGUAUGGGGCCAGGCUUCGACAGGACCAAAUAUUUUACCCUGUCGCUCUGCCAUUGUGUCCCAUCCAGCCGUGGCAUGUUGCACCGUGGCCCAGCACGCAGUUUGCGAAGCCUUCACGUAACACCGGCCUUGUCCCUGACCGGGUACCGGGAAGAGGGGUCCCCGCAGCUUACCCGCUUGCUGGGCCCAAGUGCAAAGCAUGCUGGGAGGAUGGUCCAGACAUUUUUCUCUUAGCAGAAGUACAAAGGGUUUGGGGGAAACGUGACCUGAAAACACGUCAUAGUCACACAAACCACAAGCCCAACAGCUGCUGUUGACACUGCACCUGAUCCUGGCUGACAGCUCCGUGUCUGGCCUCCCUGUGCUGCCCUCCUGGCGGCGGGGGCAGCGUGCGGGCAGCCUGUGGGAGUUUUCCAGGGGGUGCGGAGGCCGCUCCCAGCGUGGGUGGAGGAGGAUGCAGGCCUCAGUCUCUUCUCUCUCCUUCGCUGAGCAGGGCUCUGCUUGCUGGGGAGCGGCCGCCUGCCGAGCCAUGGUCACUUUCGUCACGCACGAAGUCCGGCAGCUGCUGCACAACAAGUUCGUGGUGGUCGUGGGGGAUUCCAGUGAGUCAGCCGAAGGGACGCCGGAGCCCCCCAGCGCGGGGGUCCAGCGAUCGGUUUACAAGGACCUGGUGUUGCUUUUGCAGAAGGAUGCUCUCCUCAGCCAGGCCCAGCUGAAAGCCAAGGGGGAGCUGACCUUUGAGAACGACUGCCUGGUGGAGGGCGGCACGCUGGGCGAGCUGACCAACGGCACCCACUACAAGGAGGUGCGGCAGUACCGCACGGACCAUCACCUGGUGCGCUUCUACUUCGUCACCCGUGUCUACUCCGACUACAUGGAGAGCAUCCUGGCCGACUUCCAGGCUGGGCCGCAGCCCGACGUCGUCAUCAUCAACUCCUGCUUGUGGGACGUGAGCAGGUACGGCCCCAAGUCCAUGAAGCAGUACCGGGUGAAUCUGGAGAAGGCCUUUAACCGCCUGGACAAGGUGCUGCCCCAUGCCUGCCUCCUGGUGUGGAACAUGACGAUGCCCGUGGGCCACAAAAUCAUCGGGGGCUUCCUCACCCCAGAGCUGCAGCACCGAGGCAAGAAGCUGCCCCACAGUGUGAUCGAGGGCAACUUCUACGGGGCCGUCCUGGCCAGCAGCCACCACUUCGACGUGCUGGACCUGCACUACUAUUUCCGCUGGGAUGCGCACCACCGCCGGGGGGACGGCGUCCACUGGAGCCGGGCUGCCCACCGCAGGAUCACCCACCUGCUGCUGGCCCACGUGGCCGACGCCUGGGGCGUCGAGAUCCCGGAGAGGAGACCCCAGGGCGGUUGCUUUCAGGCAAAUGCUCUGGAGUGGGGCUCGCAGCCCGCCCCCUGCCCGGCGCCCCACGCUGCUCCGCCCUGCCCCUGGGGGUCCGCGCUCGGUCACGUCUCUGACUCUGCAGGGCCCGAGUGGGACAGCAGCUGCCUGUCCUGGACGCCCCCGCCCAGCGCCUGCCCGCUGCCCCCUCCGGCUCCCCGGCCCCUCUUUGACUUCUGCUGCCCCUCCAAGGAUCCCAUUUUCCAGGAAGACUCCCCCUUCCUCCCCAGCGAUGCGGGGCCUGGCACGCCCCUCUCCGGAUACAUCAGCUUCGACAACUGCCCCGGAUUCAGUGCGGAGGGUCCUGCCAGCCGCUUUCAAGCUUCCUGGGGCGCACCGCACGCUCUUCCGGGCCCGGGGCCCUUCCCCGGCUUCUCAGGAAACCCAGGACCCAGCUUCCCUCCGCACCCCCGGAGCCCGACCAGGCGAGGCCACGGCGGGCGCUCCCACGGCUUCAUAAUGAGGCGGCAGCCAGUGAGAUGGAGGUCUGGGCCCCCCUACAACAGGCCCCACUACGGCUGCUACUGAGGGGCCCUGGCAGAGUGGGCGCGUCUCCCCGCGGGCGGGCGGGCGGGCUCCCUGCCAGGCGCUCGGCUCCGGCUCUGAACAGACUCGGGUAGGGCUGGCUUGCCUGUCUGCAGGUGCGUGCCGCGACGAUGCACCUGGGCGUCGGAGGGCGCCCUGGCCGGGAGGCGGCUACCACUCAGGUGGCUGAGUUAUUACAUGUAGUAUUUGGGGUGGGGGGCAGAGGGCUGCGGGGGCCUGGCGAGAAGGGGCUGUGAUCUGCCAGGUGCUCUGGCUCAGGACAAACGCCCUGCUAUUGGGCACAGCCGGGCUGGCUCCACUGGUGGAUGCUGGCGGGGAGGGUGGGGUUGUUUCCUUUCCCGAGAGCUGGCCGGGCUGGGUCCCUUCCUUGGAGGCUCCCUGUGGAUGGCAGCUCAGGGAGCAUGGCACGCCGUGCCCAGUGACGGCACUGGGAACAGGUCUAGACAGAGCGUCCCAGCCCCGUGCUGGGGCCGGGAUACUGCAGCGCUGGGCACUGCCCCGGGAAGCGCUCUGUAGGCCAGGCCCAUGAGGGGCGGAGGGCCCCAUCCUGCCAGGUGCUGGAGCCGGUGAGGAUUGGCAGCCACCUGGGGGAGGUGCUGAACGCCAGCCGUCUGCCAAGGGGCUGGGGCUGCUGGGGCCUCGCCCAGGGGGUCUGUCUGUCCAGCCUGAGUCUCUCCCCAGCACUGAGUCCAAUUCCCCCAUCCCCAUCCGCUGCUGUUACAAACCUGCCCAGACGGGGCGGGCAGGGAGUGGUUUGCCCCUGCCAGGCUUCCUGCCCCGGACUGCCAUGGCUGUGAGCCGGCCGGUGGCCUCGCCUGCUCUCCAUGGGAUUCUCAGGGCUAGCUCAUGUUCCUUAAUCGUUGAUCUGUUUUCAGCCCCCUCCGUGGGGUGUUAUUUCACGAGGUGGGUCUGCACUACAGCCCCCCUGUGCCCCUUCCUGGGGGGUGGGCAGGUCAUGCUGCUCUGAGGUUGCUUUACACUGGCAGGCUGCGGGGCAGAGCCCUUGGUGGCUCGGUGCACUAAAGCCCUCUAGCCCCAGCCAGGCUUGCCGGCGGGCCCAGACCUGUGCUCAGCUGCACUGAGCCGAUGAGGUUGCACCAGCAUAACUGUGAGUUGAGUCCCUUCCUGGCCAUCUGCUUACAGGCCCAGGGGGGCCCUGCUGCUGGCACAGCAGUUAUUGAACAGGAAAUGCUGUUUUAGGCAAGUGUUCUUGUGUGGUUUGUUGACUUGUUAAUAAAGCUUUGACUAGUG
Chelonia mydas (Green sea turtle) is the source of this 7766-nucleotide messenger RNA. It is a transcript of the gene PCED1A, whose product is annotated as PC-esterase domain containing 1A. The coding region runs from base 5037 to 6497 and encodes 486 amino acids. The record is from RefSeq and is a predicted model, not a curated record. Lineage: Eukaryota; Metazoa; Chordata; Testudines; Cheloniidae. The transcript has 8 exons.